AUGAUGGAAACGAGCAUGGGAAAAAUUUGCUUGGAGUUGUAUUGGGAUCAUGCGCCGAAGACCUGUCGGAACUUCAGCGAACUGGCUCGUCGAGGGUACUACAAUGGAACGAUUUUUCACAGAAUAAUUGCUGAUUUUAUGGUUCAAGGAGGUGAUCCGACGGGAACAGGUAGAGGUGGGGCUUCGAUAUAUGGCGAUCGUUUUGCGGACGAGAUCUCGGAGAAGCUCAAGCAUACUGGUGCUGGUAUUCUAUCGAUGGCAAACGCAGGUCCAAACACGAACGGAUCCCAGUUCUUCAUCACUCUGGCUCCUACCCAACACCUCGAUGGCAAGCACACUAUUUUCGGACGGGUUGCAGCGGGGAUGAAGGUCGUCCAGAAUAUGGGAAAAGUCGAUACUGACAAUCAAGACCGCCCUCGAGCAGAAGUUCGAAUAAUAAAAGCGUAUCCUAGUGAUGAUUCAAGGUCGUCCAGAAUAUGGGAAAAGUCGAUACUGACAAUCAAGACCGCCCUCGAGCAGAAGUUCGAAUAA
Molecule: messenger RNA, 531 nt
Organism: Ostertagia ostertagi
Lineage: Eukaryota; Metazoa; Nematoda; Chromadorea; Rhabditida; Trichostrongylidae
Source: the annotation of a GenBank genome assembly